AUGGCUUCUUUGGAUCCUCGCCUCCAAUUCCACAUCUUGACCUUCAUUCCUUCCUUUAGCAACAUUUGCAAGAAGGUCAAGCAGUGCUCCCAUGUGCAGAAGGGUUGCCUCAACCACCUCAUGGUGGUUGAGAUAUUGAGGACAGGUCUGGGGACCCUGUGGAGCCAUUGCCUGACCACUGUCAAAUCCUGCUGUACCUUGCCCAGCAAGUUGCAGCCGAAAGACCAUGACAUUGCUGUGGCGCACCCAUACAUCAACUGCUGGAGGAUGGCCCAAACCAGCUCAUUUUUGUUGGCAGCAUUGAGGUGUGGCACAAGAGCCCCAAAUUUCCAGAGUGCCUUCGAGAUGGAUGAGAUAGCAGUAGUGGAGGUAUUCUUUUAUUACCAGGUUGUUUGGCUCAAAGUAACUGGGCAGGAUCACAUUGCGCACAUCAAGCUGCCCCUCAUGUGCCAUGUACAUGGGGACUCAGAGAUAGAGCUGCCGUUCUGCCAGCUGGUCGUGGAGGAGGUCAUUCCAUGCCUCAAUCGCUGGAAGAGGGAUCCUAAGGAGUACCCCACACACUUCAACAUCUACAAUGUCCAGCAAGCUGAGUUUGUUCCCAUCGGGUCCAUUGACGAACCCAUUUGCAUCCCCCUACCCCUUUGGCAUGUCAUCCUCGUUAAAUACAAGUGUAUCUAUGGCACCAUGUGGCCCCUCUACUGGGCUAAAGGGAUCCAUCCUUCAGGUGCUCUGGGUGGAAUCCUUGCUGACAUGUACCCCCACCCGUCCAUCUGGCCUGUGGCCUUUGAUUUCCCUAGGACCCACAUCAACACAUUGUCCGUGGUCCGGGUUGAAGGCAACCACUGGCCACACAUCUUCACGCCCCUGGAUGGCCAUCUGGACUGUACUGUGGAGAGGAUGAAUGUUCAAGAAGAUGAGGUUUCAGAUGUGGACUCAGAUGCGGACUGGGAUGUGGAGGACUGGGAUGGUGAGACAGUGACAGAGGAAAUCUAG
This is a messenger RNA of Fomitopsis serialis, 993 nucleotides long. RefSeq lists its product as uncharacterized. The coding region runs from base 1 to 993 and encodes 330 amino acids. The transcript is spliced from 3 exons. The record is from RefSeq and is a predicted model, not a curated record. NCBI's taxonomy places the organism in Eukaryota, Fungi, Basidiomycota, Agaricomycetes, Polyporales, Fomitopsidaceae.